AUGGUUUUCCCAUUAGCAACUUCAGGUCUCGCUUCUUCCUCCUUUACCUGCAGAAUCGCGACUCUGAAUUCGUCCUCUCUCCCAUGGCCAUCAUCACUCACCUUUGACGCCGCGUACAUCGAACGCGCCGCCGAGUUAGCGGACAAAUCUGCGGGGUUCACAGCUCCCCACCCCAACUUUGGUUGUGUCAUAGCGACCGCCUCAGGUAGCGGAGGAAGGGUGGUUGUGGGCGAGGGAUAUCUGUAUGCGCAAGGAACCACUCCCGCGGAGCUACAGGCAGUUGAGGCUGCUGGCGAAAACUGCCGUGGCGCCACUGCUUAUCUCAAUAUGGAGCCCAAUCACUGCCGCGGGGACCAAGCUGCAGUCUCUGCUCUGGUCCAGGCAGGGAUCUCUAGAGUUGUCAUUGGGAUAAGGCAUCCUUUGCAACAUCUUCGGGGCAAAGCAAUCCAUGCCUUUCGAGGUGAAGGAGUGCUGGUUGAUGUUCUUGGUGAAGAUAUCCAAUGUAAAAUUAUAGAGGAAGGUCUAAAGUCCUGUCUUCUUGUGAAUGCUCCUUUACUGUAUAGAGCAGCUUGUCGAGUUCCAUUCUCUGUCCUCAAGUAUGCUAUGACCCUUGAUGGGAAAAUUGCGGCAAGUAGUGGACAUGCAUCAUGGAUAAGUAGCAAAAUCUCGAGAACCCGAGUUUUUGAAAUGCGGGGCAGAUGUGAUGCUGUUAUAGUCGGUGGAAAUACUGUGCGCCGAGAUGAUCCACGCCUAACUGCAAGACAUGGAGGUGGGCAUUUGCCCCAACGAAUUGUAAUGUCAACAUCUCUCGAUCUUCCUGAGGUUGCACACUUGUGGGAUGUUACUGAGGUUAACACCAUGGUCGCAACACAAAGAGGAGCAAAAAGGAGUUUCCAGAAAUUCCUUGCAUCUAAAGGUGUUGAGGUAGUUGAGUUUGAAAUUUUAAAUCCCAAAGUCGUAACAGAGUACUUGUAUGAUCGUGGCUGUCUUUCAAUUUUAUGGGAAUGCGGAGGUACAUUAGCUGCAUCUGCUAUUUCUUCAGGUGUUAUACACAAGGUACAUGCAUUUAUUGCCCCCAAAAUUAUCGGUGGAAAGAAUGCACCUUCCCCUGUUGGAGAACUUGGGAUGGUGGAGAUGUCUCAAGCAUUGGAAUUAAUUGAUGUACAUUAUGAAAAGGUUGGUCCGGACAUGCUUGUAAGUGGAUUCCUUCAUCCGGUUCCAGACUUGUCCCCCGUAAUUCCAUCUUAUGAUGAAACUUUUGCGAUCGACCCUAAUGUUUCUCCUUAUGAAGCAAGCAUCAUAUUCUUUUAUAAAACAUGGGACCCUUAUGGCGUCUUUUCAAACUUCUCUUUGCAUCCGAUUCAAAUGCCUGAUGAAAAUGGAGAUUAUUAUAGCUGGCCCAGUGUGGAGCACUAUUACCAGGCUCACAAGUUUGUCGGGUCAGAUAAUACUAUUGCCAAAAAAUGUUUGGAAGAGAUAAAAAAUGCAAAAAGCCCAGAGGAAGCAGCACGACUUGGAAGGAGGACACAGAGGCAGCACCCAUAUUUGGUGAGACCUGACUGGGACUCUGUCAAGAUUGAAAUCAUGUACAGGGCCUUAAAGUGUAAGUUUUUGACGUACCCAGAUUUAACCUCAAUGCUGCUGUCGACCACUGGGUCUGUUCUUGUUGAAGCUUCACCGCACGACCUAUUCUGGGGUGGAGGCCGAGAUGGGGAAGGCCUAAACUAUCUUGGGAGGCUGCUGAUGCAGUUGAGGUCGGAGUUUUUGGCCGAUAAACCAUUGAACGUGGACAGUGGAACUCCUUAA
Striga hermonthica is the source of this 1806-nucleotide messenger RNA. The record is from the annotation of a GenBank genome assembly. NCBI's taxonomy places the organism in Eukaryota, Viridiplantae, Streptophyta, Magnoliopsida, Lamiales, Orobanchaceae.